CAGGGGGUCACAUGACUCGUGUGCUUUUGCACCCCUCGGCGUUUGGGGGUUAAAAUGGUCAUUGACAUGGUGGGUUUAUAAGCCCCCGGCCGAAGACACAGUUUUGGAAUAAAAUAGCAUUAAAUCGGCGAGGAUGGAGCUCCCGGUGCUGGAGAAGUUCUGCUUCAUCUUCGACCUGCGGACAGGAUGCAUGGUCAUGGGGAUUGUGCACUCGAUAAUCACGCUGGUAUUGGCGCUGGUGGUGAUCACGUUCGCGUCGGAGCUGAAGGCGGCGGAGCGGGAGGGGGAGGGUGUGUCGGUGGUGUACACCAUCGCCGUCAUGGUGGUUGUGCUCCUGUGCCUCAAGUUCCUGCUGAACCUCGUCUUCGUGUACGCCGUGCACAAGGACAAGACAGCUAUAAUGAAGAAGUACUGCAUCUUCUGGGUGAUCCUGCUGGUGCUGUUCGUGAUCGGCUUCCUCAAGACCAUGUCCCACAUGAGCGCCGGACACGUCAUAGCGCAGAUCGUGUUCAUUGCCGAGAACGUGUACAAUAUAAUAAUAAUUAGGAGUUACUUGAUGUCGAUCAACGAAGACGGAGUCCUGUAGGUAACUAUUACAUCUACUCCGUUUUAACUCAUUUUGAUAAAUAUGUAAACAAUAAUAAUAUGCAUGACCGGCUUUUGUGCUACCAAAUUGAAUAUCGCCUAUUAUCGGUGCCAUGAAGAAAUUCACUGGUAGGUGCUGUGGAAGAAAUUGAUUCCUAGGCAGUUGACGGACCUACGUCAUUUGGUCGGGUUAUGUCAAUUUCAUAUUAGACGUGAUCUGACGGCUAUAUUUGACGUAAUGCGACCAAAUUACGUAGGUCCGCUAUUUGCCUAGGAACCAACUUCUCUGAAUAUACUUACCUACCUAACGUUACACGCAGUAUUAAAUGUCUAUUUACUCUAGCAUCUAGCAGUUAGCACUAGCGAUGGGACCUAUAUCGUAGUCCUAUAGCUUGUAUUAAUCAACUGAAUCGACAAUAAAACGUCCUUUGCUUUAAUUAGUUAUAGUUUUGUGAGAAUAUUGUGUGACUCAAAUAAAGUGCAGAUGAUAGACAAAGUUUGUGGUGAUGUCACCAACGCACAGAAUAGUUUAGGUGGAUUUGACAUUAACUGCAGCACUCAGAGACGUUUAAUGAUGAUUAAUCUUCAAUUUAAUGAAGA
Aricia agestis (brown argus) is the source of this 1185-nucleotide messenger RNA. RefSeq lists its product as uncharacterized. The record is from RefSeq and is a predicted model, not a curated record. Lineage: Eukaryota; Metazoa; Arthropoda; Insecta; Lepidoptera; Lycaenidae. The transcript has 7 exons. The coding region runs from base 134 to 586 and encodes 150 amino acids.